This is a messenger RNA of Epinephelus lanceolatus (giant grouper), 1322 nucleotides long. The record is from RefSeq and is a predicted model, not a curated record. Lineage: Eukaryota; Metazoa; Chordata; Actinopteri; Perciformes; Serranidae.
ACCGGAAGCUUUACAUUAGCGGAAGAAGGGGUGUAACUUCCUGGAAACAAAGAGGUUUAUCAAUAGUCUCUGAUAUCAGUCCGUGUUUGUUAUCGAUUUUCAGUUGCUCAGUAAAGCUCUCUGAGCCUCCCGGUGUCUGUCAGCGCGGUGAUCCACGGGAACAAACCGGAGAUCAAACCGCUAACAUUCGCUGCCGCUGUUAGCUUUAGCUGCUGUUAGCCUAGCCGAGCUCAUCCGAACGGAGUUAACUCGGUUGGUCCCGGAUCGGACCGGACCGGGUGAGCAGCGGUUCUACCAUGGGAGCCCACCGCAGUGAGGGAGGCCGGGACUGGCUGGAACAGGACGGACCGGAGCAGCCGGAACAGAGCCCGAAGCCCUGGAACCUGAUGAUCAAACACAGACAGAUUCACAGACGAGGACGACGCUCACACAUGACUGUCAGUUACACUGAUCCUCAGGUGUCCAUGGACCUAUUGAGGGCGGUGCUUCAGCCCAGCUUCAACGAUGACAUCAUGGCUGUGUUCAGGAAGUACCAUAAGUUCUUUGAAAAGGCAGCAGAGAAUGUGAAGGAAAAUGUUGGAGACGACGUUCAGACUGACCAGCUGAUCAGAGAGGCCUGCAGGAACGUUCUAGAACAUGCCAAGCAGCUGUUUCCAGAGGGGGAGGUGAAGAGGGCGGGGUCAGAGGUCGCCAUCAAGAGGUCCAGAACUGCUGAUGAAGACUACAUUCAGAGAGGAAGCCCCCUCCCAAAGAAGAGACGAACUCGUCCAGGUUUGGCAGUGGUUUCCUCUGAUCGACCUCACACCUUCUCCACUCAAGUGAAGCUCAAGUCUGAUCCCAUCAAGAGAGAAGGACCAAAGUGGGAUCCAUCCAGACUGAACGAAGGUAGCACGUUUGUUCUCGGCUCCAGAGCCAACAAACAGCAGACACUUAGCCACCUUCACACUGCACCUGAACACAGCAGAGACACUGAGCUGCCUUCACACCACACUUGUGUUUGUGUCCAGGCCUACCUGCUGAUUGAGGAGGACAUCCAGGAUCUGUCUCGUAGUGAUGAGUACAAGGACUGCCCGGAUGUCAGGAUGGACGAGUUGAAGCCAUUCUCAGUUCCUCUGUGGAUGGUGGAGAAGAUGCAGAGAGCCAUGGAGGCUCAGAGAGAUGCUGACCUCUGACCCCACCCCCCACCACACCAAUAGAUCAUUGUGAAACCUGAGCAGACGCUGUAGAAACAAUGAACCAAUAAGGGGGAAGAGAGAUUUAUCAUGUGAUUGUUAUGGUUACUGCUGUUUUUUUUUUUAAAUAAAAAACUAAAAAACUCUGAA